Anolis sagrei ordinatus is the source of this 1758-nucleotide messenger RNA. The record is from RefSeq and is a predicted model, not a curated record. Lineage: Eukaryota; Metazoa; Chordata; Lepidosauria; Squamata; Anolidae.
AUGGUAACUCUUGCUCUUCCUUUCAGUAGGUCCAGCCUAAAAAUGGAGAGCACAAAAGCCCCCAAACAUGGUGAGCAAUGCAACCAAAUUGAAAUUGCUAAAAUUGUUGCGCAAAAAAGCCAUGAAGUCGACAGUUCAUCCCAUGAGAGAAUGGGGAGCUGUAUUAAUGGCGAAGCAAAGACCGGAGUCCUGCAUCCCAAUUCAUUUGGACAAUUGCUGGAAGCAGAUGUAGAUAGUGAACCGCGCCAGGUUUUGAGAGAAGAAGAGAAACACUUUGUUUUGCUGGAGACAGUGCAUUUGAAAAUAGAGGAGGAUGAUUUCCAGAGGGCUCCUCUGGACCAUCCGCAAGACAGAUUCCAAGACGUGAUGCAAAGAGAGCAAAACCUUUUACAGCCUUUGGAAGUGAUGCCACAACACUUAUGCAUUCAGGAGAACCCUGAACCACUUCUAGCACUAAGUUUGCCUGAAGGUGUGUAUACGAUCCAUGAGAUGGAAGUAAUGCAUGUCAGUGGUAUGAAGGAGGAGCACACAUUCAACGAAGACGCAAGGUCAACUAUGAAGACCACAAAUAUCAUUGGGAUUAAGACUGACAUAGUUACAGAUAACGAAUGUGAGGGCCAGCAGUUUCUUGCAGCUCAAGACGUCAAAAUGAACAAUUCCUUUUCUGAAGAGUCAACAAAGAUUUUGAAUGGCACAAUUAAAGGUGAUGCUGUACUGUUUCACAAUUCUGAAAAAGGAGGUCAAAGCACAAAGUGUGCACCCCAACAUCCUGCUCUAACAAGUCCAGAAGUUACAUCAAAGGUCCAUGGGAACACAGUCCAGUGGGGAGAAGGGAACUUGCCACAGCAUUGCCGCUUUUGCACAUUCACUUCUUCCAGCAUCACAGGCCUGAAUCGUCACAUGAAAAGACACUCAGAUAAGAAGCCCCACAUGUGCCACCUCUGCCUUAAGGUCUGCCACACAGUUUCCCUUUUGCGCAACCAUAUGAACACACAUACAGGGACCAAGCCAUAUAAGUGCAGCGAAUGUGAGAUGGCCUUUGUGACUGGGGGUGAACUUUCACGGCACCGGCGGUAUAAGCACACCCUUGAGAAACCUUUUAAGUGCACACUCUGUAACUAUUCUAGUGUGGAGGCCAGCAAACUGAAGCGCCAUAAUCGCUCACAUACAGGAGAACGCCCUUACAACUGUACUCUCUGUAGCUAUGCAAGCAGAGACACUUACAAGCUGAAACGGCAUAUGCUAACCCAUUCCGGUGAAAAACCCUUUGAGUGCCUGAUCUGUAAGGCCAGGUUCACGCAGGCUGGAACUCUGAAGUUCCACAAAUUGCACAAACAUGGAACGAAUGUGCCGAAAUAUCAGUGUCCACACUGUAACACGGCUGUUGCCAGGAAGGGCGAUUUAAGAAUCCACUUGCAAAAUCUCCACUCUUACAUUAAAGUGCCACUGAAGUGCAAUUUCUGUGAAGACGCCUUCCAUGAGCGGCAUGCUUUCAAGCAGCACAAGAAGACACACAGAAAUGAAAAAAAAUUCAAAUGUGAUCAGUGCAAUUAUGCAUGCAAACAGGGACGCCACAUGGUUGUGCACAAACGGACCCACACUGGAGAGAAACCCUUUGUUUGCAUCUUCUGCAACAAAUGCUUUAGACAAAAACAACUUAUGGCCAUCCACGUCAAGAAAUACCACGAUUCCAGCUUUCAGCCCAAAGUCUUUGAAUGCCCUCAGUGUGGCAAAGAAUAUUCACGCUGGGUAAGCUGA